GCUUAUUGUCUGUGCAAGUUCACCCACACUGCUCACUCCUGUCUCCCAUGUCCCAGAUGACGGUCUCUUGAUCGCAGCUUAACUGAGCCUGACGAGCCAAGGGAGAGACACACUCAGACAGCCCCACAAUCCACAGUCAGGAGCAUCCCACCCCAAGGAGCGAUGCCACCGGUACCCAGGCAAUACGAGAGGCUGCCCCAGCCCUGUGUGUGAGAGCCAGUGUGCUGGGGACCCUGCACCCCAACUCUGACCCCAUGUCCUGCCCUGAGCGGAGCAUCGGUGGAUGCAGAAAACAGCUCAUUAUUCAGUUGCAGCUGUUGGGGCUGAGCAGCAGAGAUUGGGAACCAUUUCACAGCACCCGAUCCUGAACCGUUCAAGCCAUGACAAGGCAUGCUGGGCUUCGGGUGGCUUUUACUCGUUCAGAGAGUUCACCCAGCCUUGGGAAAAGGGUGAAAUCAGAGUAAUUUAAAAGAACAUCCUUGUGCUGUAAGCAGCGCAGCGUGCGGCACAGCCCUGAACAUGACCACAGAGGGUUUUGCAGAGCUCUUGAAUAAGCUCAAGGAAAUCCAUGAGAAAGAGGUCCAAGGUCUCCAAAGCAAGCUGACGGAGCUGACGACGGAGAAGUGUCGCGAUGCUCAGAGAAUUGAAGAGCUGUUUGCUAAAAAUCACCAAUUAAGGGAACAGCAGAAGGUCCUUAAAGAAAAUGUAAAGGUAUUAGAAAACAGGCUGCGAGCGGGUCUCUGUGACAGAUGCAUGGUCACCCAGGAGCUGGCAAAAAAGAAGCAGAAUGAGUACGAGACCUCCCAUUUGCAGAGUCUGCAGCACAUCUUCAUCCUCACUAACGAGAUGAACCGCCUGAGGGAAGAGAAUAAAACUCUCAAGGAAGAACUGAAGAGCCUGAAGGAAAGCACAAAGCCCCCAGGAGUCACCUCCAGAGAAAGCAGUUCCACCUCCAGCUCUCCCUUGGCUUUACUAUCCCCAGAGAGCAGGAAUGCUAGCGUUGAGAAAGCAGCUCACAGGGGAGCAGAAGAAAUCCACCAUGAAGCUCCAGGCCUCGAGCUGGGAGAAGAUAAGCCUGCAGGACAGAGAAGCCCUCCAAGCAGCAGGACUUCCCCAAGCACUGUCCUCCAAGAAGUCAGCCUCGCAGAAAUUGCAUCCCAGAGGAUCGCCAACCAGCUGCAUGGAACCAUUGCCCUGAUGAGACCCAGCUCCAGACCCUGCCUCCUGGAGAAAAGUCCUUCAGGGUCCGCAGUGUCCCCACCGGCAAGGAAGACUACUCUCCCACUGGAGCGUGAGCACAGCCCCAACCUUGAGGCUUAUUUAACAGCAAGCAAGCUGGACACCCCCAAGGUUGCUCCAUCCUAUGAAAACCUGAAAACCCGGAGAGAGCAGAUCUGCCUCCUCCACAAGCAGCUCUCCCUGCACCAGCUGGGGCUGGUGAGCAAUUGUGUCUCAGCCGACCAGGACAGCAGCAGCUUCUCAAGCCAUUUGCUCAGGGUCAAAGACACUGACAGCAGGACACAGUCGCGCGAUGGCUGGGAAGAUCGUGCCGCCUUGCUGAAGCUCCCUGCUGCCAUGAUGUAUGCGAGGGAUCAGCACCUGGAGGAGAAGCUGCGCCUCCUCAAGCACAGGGAGCGGCUGCAGCAUUUCCUCAUGCAGCAGUGCCAGCCAGGCCAGAGGGGAGAUAAAGAUCCAAAACUCACACCUGAGGAGCGGCCCCUCUCCCCAUGGCCAAGCAUCAUGCUGGGAUGCAAGGGGGAAGGGUCCUUCCUAGAGAAUGCCAUGGAUGGGAAGGAAGAGAAAGAGCUUUGGCUGAGCCAGGAGGCCUCUAAGCUUCGAGAAAAAGUAGAGGCAUCAAGGGAUGAUGCUGCAGAUGCGCCUCUGGAUCUGUCAGAUGCCGGCCGUUGCAGGGAAAUGUGCUGGCACAGUCGCCAGGAGGCACGAAGGGCCAGCAGCCCACGGCUGAGCCCCAAGGAGAACCCUUCCAUACCUGCAGUCCAUGGCCCCUGCAGGAGACACAGGGUGGAGAUUAAUGACUUGCGCUUCCCCUACCACUGUCCCAACGCCUCCCAGGUACUGCCUGGUGCUGUCAAGGAGGAAAAGGAGGAGGAUGAAGCUGUGCUCACUCUUUCACGGACACAUCUGACAAACAAAUCCAUGUCGAGCAACCCAGAGGCCCUUCCAGAGACCGGGGUGAGACUGGCUGUCAGUGCAGAGAAGGAAGAACCAGAUGACGAUGGUGCCGAGUCUGGGAAGCAGGAAUCCGAUGAGGCAGACACAACGGACAGCGAGGUGGCUGCCCCAUAUGAGGAUGAAGUCCUACAAGAAGCUCAGUCUGAAGGGAAAUAUUUUUGCACCAAAGACAAAGCUCAUGCACUGCAGAAGAAGAGAAAAAGAGGACAGGAUGCCUGGACAAAAGGAGCUAAGAAGUCAAUGAGAGGAAGAAAGAAAGUCAAAGCAGAGCCGUGCUCAGCAGGGAUCACAAAGGAAUCAGAGAACUGUUCCAUUUCCCACAACGAUACCUCUGAGGACAGCUAACGGCAGGGCAAGAUGAGAAGCAAUACGGACACUGCAGACCAAAGGAGAAGGCUUGGAGACCUCAGCAUCUCACCUGUGCUGGGAGAGCAACUUCUCCGGCCAUGCUGGCCGGGCAGUAGGGGAUUCAUAAGGACUCAUUAAUGAGUAGAGCACCAUCAAAAUCCUUACUUGGUGCCACGGGAGAGGCUGGACAAAGAAGAAAAGUGCAGGUGAUGCCUGGAGCAGCCAGGUCACUGCUGGUGGAGCAGCCAGGUCACUGCACCAGCAGUGGUGGAGCAGCACAUUCAGUGACACACAGUCCUGCACCAGAGCUGACCUCACACUGCUGCUAGGAUGAGGAGAUGCUCUCUUUGCAGUGCUGACUUGGGGCCAGGACUGUGUUUUCUCUGGGAUUGCACGCGAGUAGAAUGGACUACCCAGAACCAGCUCCCCAUGUACAAUGUCCUGGUGGCUGUCCCGAGGGUGGUGACCAUGCUGAACACUGCAGGUCCCCAUGCACAAACCUGCAUUGAUUAAAUCCCUACCCAGGUUUCAUAUAUGUGUGCACCUUGUUUAACCUGGAGAGAGCCCCUGCUUUGCUUUUGUAGUUAAGUGAGGAGCAAGCAUGUGGGCAGGCAGGUAGGACACGACUCUGGAGAGGGCAGGCACGGGAAGGCUUGUGGGCUGCCUCUCCCCCAGGUGUCUUGCAUGCCUGGAAAAGGCAGGUGUGUGAGACCCAGCUGGUACCAGCUCAGCAGUUUACACUGACCUUGGUGGAACUAUUGACAGCUUGUUUUCUUGUGGAUAAACUGUUGUUAAACAAUUUUUUCAGAUAUGUUAAGCAUGGGUAAGUUUUCCUUCAAUAUCAAGUGGCAGGGGAUGGCAUGGCAUGGCAUGGCAUGGCAUGGCAUGGGCUGCAGAGAGCAUCCCUGCAGCCACAACAUUGCCCCAGGAGCCAGGCUGGAUUGUUCCUAGCAUAUGUGCAAAUAACAGGGUUGAAACAGAGAGAAGAGAGCAGAGGAUAAGUGCGAGAGACAAUACCUGUUGUCUGGUGCACCACCACUUCCUUUACUCACAGUUAUUUUUAUUUAAAUGUAGUUAUUUUGAAUCGAUUCACAGGAACAAAGGGCAAAAUGCAACAAGCCAAGCGCCCAGCCUUUUCAAAAGCAUCCUUUCUGCACACCCUACAGCAAGUUCCCACCACCCCCAAGCAAAUAGGCAGCAAAAAAUGCAUCCCAAAAAAGCCCCAGAGGCAAGGGAGCAGGGGCAGGGAGCUGGGUUCAGCCUUGCCUUGGGCGGCUGGAGGGCUAAUUCAUCCUAGCUCAAAGCAGUCAUUGGAUCAUAGAUGUGAAGUGUGGAACAGAGCCACAGCUGCUGCCUUCCCCGUUUGAUCCUGGACAGCCAGCACGGCGUCUGUCUCUUGCUCAUGUUGGCGUGCAGGGGGCACUAAUACCCAGAGCAUCUCUGAAUGUGCAUGGUGAGCUGGACAAAUCAGUCUAUUAAAAAUACUCCAUCCAGAAGAAAGAAAGAAACAAACAAAAAGUCGUGGAAAUGUAAUCCUGUAAAGAGGCCCCUCGGACUGCAGGGAGACAGCCUGGGAUCAGGAAAACAGAAGGAGGAAGGGAAUUUUAUGCGACUAUAUUAUAAUCCCCUCCCUACA
Messenger RNA from Cuculus canorus (common cuckoo), 4177 nucleotides. RefSeq names its product RBBP8 N-terminal like (gene RBBP8NL). NCBI's taxonomy places the organism in Eukaryota, Metazoa, Chordata, Aves, Cuculiformes, Cuculidae. The record is from RefSeq and is a predicted model, not a curated record. Gene Ontology annotation, cellular component: site of double-strand break. Gene Ontology annotation, biological process: double-strand break repair via homologous recombination; DNA double-strand break processing involved in repair via single-strand annealing. The transcript has 16 exons. Gene Ontology annotation, molecular function: single-stranded DNA binding; double-strand/single-strand DNA junction binding; double-stranded DNA binding. The coding region runs from base 520 to 2538 and encodes 672 amino acids.